Messenger RNA from Mytilinidion resinicola, 2088 nucleotides. Its product is annotated as acetyl-CoA synthetase-like protein. Gene Ontology annotation, molecular function: medium-chain fatty acid-CoA ligase activity. NCBI's taxonomy places the organism in Eukaryota, Fungi, Ascomycota, Dothideomycetes, Mytilinidiales, Mytilinidiaceae. Bases 175 to 1974 code for a protein of 599 amino acids. The record is from RefSeq and is a predicted model, not a curated record. Gene Ontology annotation, biological process: fatty acid metabolic process. The transcript has 5 exons.
CACGACAGAGCAACAAUCGGCAAGUUGAACGCUGGACCGGGCAAUUGAGCAACCCGGCACCCCAUACGACGCACUGCAUGGCCAAUGACGCCGGCCACCGCAAUUAGAAGCUCCCUGUAGCUCCCCCGCUCGGUGCCCGACAGGCACCUCCGCAGGCUCCCCGAUCAACCCAUAAUGUGGGCGCGACGAGCUGCGUGCGCCCUGCCAUUCGCCCACCGCUCCCUCCUCUCCUCCUCCAACAUCCUCACAAUCGCACCUCUUAUAUCCUUCCGAAGAAUGGCCUCCACACUUCCCAGACUACCUAUAUUCGAGGCCGUUAAGAAACAUGACCCCAACUCGACAGCUGUCGUGCACUCGCUCUCUGGGCGCUGCUUCACGUAUGGCGAGCUGAUGAACGAUGUUGCGGCGGCGCGGGACCGGCUGGUGAAGAAGGCGAACGGUAGGAGUACCCAGGGCGAGCGAAUUGCGUUUCUCGUGGAGAAUGGGUAUGACUAUGUAGUGACGUUAUUAUCAAUUCUUGGAAGCCAUGCUAUUGCGGUGCCACUUUCUCCCACCUUUCCCGCACACGAGCUGCGGUAUAUCCUCGACCAGAGCGAGAGCUUGAUGCUGCUUUCGUCUAAGAAGUUCCAAGACAAGGCGGAUGAGGUGCUCAAGGAGGGGCUGGAGACGCAGCCGAUCAACUAUAAAUCCGAGAAGAUCAUGACCGGGAAGAAGGAUGACACUGUGAGGCUUGAGGACCUCAAGAGUCAGCAGGGAGGCAUGAUGCUGUAUACUUCUGGGACGACAAGCAGACCGAAAGGAGUACUACUACCAGAAUCCGUCCUAACAGCCCAAUCCCUCUCCCUCCUCAAAGCCUGGUCCUACACCCCCUCGGACCGCCUCCUCCACGUCCUCCCCCUCCACCACAUCCACGGCACCGUCAACGCCCUCCUAACCCCCCUCUUCGCCGGCUCAACCAUCGAAUUCAUAUUCCCCUUCAACACACAAGCCGUGUGGGAACGCCUCGCCUCCCCCUACCUCCCCGACUCCUCCAAAUCCAAAGAGAAAAUCACCUUCUUCACCGUCGUCCCGACAAUCUACAGCCGCCUCCUCCAGUCCCACACCUCCCUCUCGCCCGAACUCCAAGCCGCGACGAAGAAAGCGUUCGCGCCCGAGAACAUGCGCGUCAACAUCUCCGGCUCUGCUGCGCUGCCUACCCCCGUGAAAGCUGCGUGGAAAGUGCUGAGCGAUGGAAAUGUGCUGUUGGAGCGGUACGGUAUGACCGAAGUCGGCAUGGCGCUUUCCUGCGGUCUCGCCUUCGAAGACCGCGUCGACGUCAGCGUCGGCUGGCCUCUGCCAUCCGUAGAAGCGCGGCUCGUGGACACGGAAACCAACCAAGUCAUCAAAGAAGGCGAAGAACUUGAUGCUGAGGGCCGCGAGCGACACGGCGAGAUUCAGCUCCGUGGACCGACGGUGUUUAAAGAGUAUUGGCGGAACCCGGAAGCUACAGCGAGCGAGUUCACGGAUGAUGCGGACGGUAAGGGGCGGUGGUUUAAGACCGGCGAUGUAGCUGUCAGAAGAGUGGUAGAGGGAGUGGGGAAGAGCGGCCAGGAGUGGGCGAAGGGGCCGAUGUGGUUCAUUUUGGGCAGGAAAAGCGCGGAUAUUAUUAAGACGGGGGGUGAGAAGGUUAGUGCGUUGGAGAUUGAGAGGGAGAUGUUGAGUUUGCCUCAAGUCGAAGAAUGCGCAGUCGUCGGCCUCCAGUCUGAAGCCUGGGGUCAGAAGGUCGCUGCUGUCGUCAUGCUGUCUGAGGCCGGUAAGACGGCUGGGAAAGGGGGAAAAGCGUGGGGUCCGAUGGAUAUGAGGAGGGCGCUGAAAGAGCAGUUGGCGAACUACAAGAUUCCGCAAGAGAUGAAGGUCGUGGAAUCUAUCCCGAGGAACGCCAUGGGGAAAAUCAACAAAAAGCUUCUCAUGAAAGAGUUAUGGGGCGAUCAAUAAAUCUUCUUGAGAGUCUAGAGGUGUAUUUUAGAUAUGUACGAAUACAACGGCCUCAACGGAUACCUCUAGAUAGACUAGACAGUGUAAUAUAUACAUCCGCAACCCAUUCCCCCA